Messenger RNA from Apus apus (common swift), 3082 nucleotides. RefSeq names its product myeloid leukemia factor 1 (gene MLF1). The coding region runs from base 193 to 1047 and encodes 284 amino acids. The record is from RefSeq and is a predicted model, not a curated record. The transcript is spliced from 8 exons. Gene Ontology annotation, biological process: regulation of DNA-templated transcription. Lineage: Eukaryota; Metazoa; Chordata; Aves; Apodiformes; Apodidae. Gene Ontology annotation, cellular component: cytoplasm; nucleus.
CUGAGGCGGCGGCCGGGCCCGCACCCCCGGCACGGCCCGGGGCUCCGCGAGGGGCAGGACCGCUGCCCCGCGGUUGGCGGGGCGGGGAUCGCCGGGAGCCGACGUUUCGUUCGGCAACCCCGCCCCGCCGGGCUCGUCACGGCCGCGGUGGGGCUGGGCGGGCGUCCCUGCCCGGCAGCCGGCAGCGCAGCCAUGUUCGGCGGGCUGGGGCGCUGCUUCGAGGAGGAUCCCUUCUUUCGGGAUCCUUUUGCUGCACACCAUGAAUACAUGCGGCAGAUGAUGAGAAGCUUCUGUGAUCCUUUUGGCCGAGACCCAUUUCGCAGCAUAACAGAUGGUGGGGAGAGAGCAGAUCGAAGAGCACGCCAGGACUCUCAGGUUGCUCCAAGAGGAAAUGGCAGAGCAACAAGCUGCUCCCUCAUGCCCUUUGCAGGUUUUGGUAGAGUGGAUGCAGAUUUUGGGGAGCCUUUUUUUGCAAUGGACAGAAUGAUGUCAAACAUGAGGAACAGCAUGCUGGAAAUGCACAGAAAGUUUGAUGACCUGUCCGUCAAUCCGGAUGCACACACAUUCAGCUCCUCCUCUGUGAUGACAUACUCCAAAAGAGGGGAUGAGCCACCAAAAGUUUUCCAAGCGUCAGCUCAGACGCGCACAGCUCCAGGAGGUGUUAAGGAGACCAGAAAAGCACUUAGGGAUUCUGAAAGUGGACUGGAGAAAAUGGCUAUUGGUCAUCAUAUUAAUGAUCGUGCUCAUGUCAUUAAAAAAUCAAAGAACCACAAGACUGGGGAUGAAGAAAUGAACCAAGAAUUUGUCAACCUGGAUGAAACUGAUGCCCAGACUUUCAAUGAAGAGUGGCAGAAAGAGAUUAUGAGGUUCAAGCCAUCUAGAACUAGAAGCACUUUAGAAGCUCCCAAGUACAGAAGUAUUCAUCACAUACCCAAGGAAAAUGAAGGAAGAAGAGAGAAACCACAUGCAGCUGUGAGUUUCAGGGAGCCCAGAGAGAAUCUCAGUGUGAAAGGAACACAAGUUCGCAUCAAAAGCAGCAAAAAAUAAAUAAAAUUGCCUCCAUUCUCCAUGUGAAUGGAGUUUCUUCAGAGAAGAUAGUGGUGCUGCAUUGCUUAUGUUCAUAUAAGUAUACACAUAUUGACCAAUCUCUGUUUUUUGUUGCAGUAAGUAUUAGUGUGCCUUGCUCCUCUGAUCUAUUGACAACCAAAUGUUCUUUAAAACUUCGGAUCCUUGGUUAAACCAUCUAGUUUUGGUACAUUUAAAAAAAAAAAUCCUAAAAGCACUUUAAUGGAUUAACACUAAUUCUCUUAAAAAAAAAUUAAUACUUUUGACUUGCCAUUUUGUUUUCUACUACAACUGCACCAAUCUCUCACAUUUUAUUAAGCCUGGUAAUGAAACUUACUUUUUUCCACACUCUAUAACUUGCAUAGAAAGUAAAUGAUCUUUAUUUUGUGUGGCUGAAAUAGUUAUUGGUUUUCUAGGUGAUAGAGCAAUUUGAAUACACUGUAGCCACUAUAUAUAAAUAUAUAAAGUGUUGUAAAUCGUUAGAGAAUCCCCAGAUUCACUUGGAUUUAACAGGGGAAAAAAAGUGAGAGGAAUACUGAAAUGUCAAAUACUUCAAGUAACUUUUAGUUUCUUAGUGUUCUUAUGUCCAUAAGCUGUUCUUGCAUCUCAUUUUCUGUGCCUAGACUGUGAGUUUUGUAUCUCUGAUCCUUGGUACGUGUCCUUUCGAGGCGGCCUGUUCAUUUGCUUUCUUUAAGAUCUCAAUAGUAGCUUUUUUUAUUGUUCUGCAAUAAUACCCCUGUGUCCUCACAAAUGCAGCUGUAACUGUUAGUUACUCAUGAGACAAAUGUGGGACUUGGUUGAGUAGGCACCAGUUUAACUGGGUAAAUGAAUGAUUACACCUUUGCUUCUGUCCUAAAAAGCUAAAAGGGCUCUUCCUGCAGGAAACCAUUUCCCCCUCAGUAUUCCUUUGCAUCCUGUGUUAGUGGAUGUAGAAUGAUCCUAAAUCCAACAGUUGGUCUCCCUUGGUGUUGUUACUGUGGGUUAAGGAGUCUGUUGCUGUAGAGAAGAUCUAGUUGUGUGACAGCCAGCAGGAAGGGUCUUUGUAUGACAAGUGUGGAGCUGGCAUGGUGCUGUGUGAUGCAGAAUUGAUCCCCAUGUGGUAGCAUAGAUAAUUUCUGUAGACUACAUUACAGCAUUAGCACUGCAGCAGAUUAUUUCAAGGCUAAAACAUACAGCCUUAAAAAAAAAAGUAUUAUUUAUAUGAUAAAAUUGUUUUAGUAAGCUAGGAUUAAUGUUUGUUUGGCCAAAAAGGAAGUGGCCUUUAAAUCAUAUUUAAUCUUUCUGCAGAUUCCCCAGAUUAUUUAAUUCUAUGUUCAUUCAUGUGCAAAAAGAAUAAAAAAUACUUACGUUGAACUCUGAUAAGGGAAAGACAAGUGUUUAUUUGUUGGGAUAGCACAAUGGUCUACUCCUGUUAUUGGAGCAAAUGUGUAGUGCCUAUAAGUUUGUGCUAUGGAACCAUUCUUCAAAAAGUCAAGGUAGGUGGGUGGGUAAGGGGUUGAAACAGAGCCAAGCCUGGCAAAGGGUGUCUGCCAGAACCCUGAACCUCCAGGGUGCUUUUACUCUCCUUAAAAAGUAAGAGUACAACUCUAGAGCCUGGUCUUCCCUACCCUGAAGACAACAUCAGUUUUGCAGUUAAUGGCAUUGAGACUCUAAGGCUGUGGAGGCAUUUCCCAGGUAUGUCACUUAAAUUUCCCAGUAAUAAACAGCAGAAAAGUUUUUUGUUUUCAGAAUAAAUCUUUGAUUUGAGAGAUGCUAUUAUCUAGCAGAAAAUAGCAUUGAUUUGACAACUUGUAGUUUUGUCUAUGCUUUACUGAGGUAUGAAAACACCUGAUGCAUAUAUGUAAUAAGUAAACCAAGUACAUACUGUUGUUUUAAAAUUAUAGUGGAAAGAGGCUAAUAUUCACUACAAGUUACCUUGUUAUGCAAAACAGUGUUCUAAACUGUAAUACAAAAGAAGUUGUUCUAUAUAGAAACAUCUGAAACGGUAAUUCUUCAUUAAAGUUAUUUAUUAUUUACA